Blastomyces dermatitidis ER-3 is the source of this 1287-nucleotide messenger RNA. RefSeq lists its product as uncharacterized. The transcript has a single exon. Gene Ontology annotation, biological process: intracellular monoatomic cation homeostasis. The record is from RefSeq and is a predicted model, not a curated record. Gene Ontology annotation, cellular component: mitochondrial inner membrane. Bases 1 to 1287 code for a protein of 428 amino acids. NCBI's taxonomy places the organism in Eukaryota, Fungi, Ascomycota, Eurotiomycetes, Onygenales, Ajellomycetaceae. Gene Ontology annotation, molecular function: ribosome binding.
AUGCUAGCCAAUUCAUGCCGUGGCCUUUGCGCCACUAUAGCCGUCCUCCCAGCGGGACCCCGCUCCGCUCGUAGUCUUCCGCAGCCAACACACACCUUCUACCGCCAAAGAAUACAACACAGCUACCUCCUCCCCCUUCUCAGCAACAAUGGAGCCGGCAUUGCCCAUUUCUCUAGUACACCGGGCCGCCCGAAACCACCUCCUACCACCUCCACCUCCACCACAGCUACCACCACCGUCCAACCUGUCACCAUAACCUCCCCCCUAAACCCCCCAUUAUCCACCCUCCCAGCCCCCCUUUCCCUCCCCGAAAAAGACCCCAGCGCCAACAAGGCAAAAUACUACUUCGCCCUCGGCAAAGCCUACCUCUCCUUCUACAAAACCGGCCUUAAAAACGUUUACUAUAACUACCGCGCCGCCCUCCCGCUCCGCAGCCGCCUAGGCCUCUCGCUACUCCUCCCCACCUCCCCUCCCCCGACCGUCUACGCCGUCAAACACAUCAACAACGCCGCCAUGCUGCGCAUGUACGCGAAGAAAGUUUCUCGCAGCGAGUUCCAGCUCAUCCGCCGCGCGGCGUACGACGUGCGCCGCAUGAUUCCGUUCUCACUCAUCUUGCUGCUGUGCGGGGAGAUGACGCCGUUUGUCGUGCUGGCGCUGGGCAGCGUGGUUACGCCGUUUACGUGUCGGGUGCCGCGGCAGGUGGAGAAGGAGCGGGUUAAGGCGUGUUUGCGGAAGGAGAAGGCUGUGAGGGCGGCGGAGGUGGAUGGGGCUGCCGCUGCUGCUGCUGCUGCUGCUGCUGCCAAUGGUGCGAAUGGCAUUGAUACUGUAAAAGCGACUGCCAUUGCGAAUCUAGAUGUGCUACUUAAUGCCACGGCGAUACCGCAUACGGUGGAUAUUAACGGGCUGAUUAACCAUGCGUCGACGGCGGGUGUUUUGAGGGCGUGUGCGGUUUUCAGGCUAAGUCGGGGCCAUGAGGUGACUGGUAGUUCUUUUUUGCCUGGGUUUCUCGUGGCAGAGAUUGUUAAUCAGAUCUAUCGGCCGAGGUUGAGGAAGUGGAUGAGAUAUCUUGAGGUGGAUGAUUGGUUGAUUGUGAAGAAUGGAGGGGUUGAGGGAAUGAGUGCGGAGGAGGUUAGGAUUGCCGUGGAGGAGAGGGGUGGGGUGGAUGUUUCGGUUGGGUUGAAGGAAGGUGAGGCGGAGGCGGCAGAGCGGAGAUGGUUGGAAAAUUGGGUACAGGGGAGAGGCGGGGAGAAGAUGGUUGAGAGGUGGGAUGUGGAGUUGACUGAGUGA